This is a messenger RNA of Austrofundulus limnaeus, 1517 nucleotides long. It is a transcript of the gene endou, whose product is annotated as endonuclease, polyU-specific. Lineage: Eukaryota; Metazoa; Chordata; Actinopteri; Cyprinodontiformes; Rivulidae. The record is from RefSeq and is a predicted model, not a curated record. Gene Ontology annotation, molecular function: scavenger receptor activity; polysaccharide binding; RNA endonuclease activity. The transcript is spliced from 9 exons. Bases 7 to 1164 code for a protein of 385 amino acids. Gene Ontology annotation, biological process: immune response.
UCCGAGAUGAAAGUCAGUGCUGUCCUYGUACUUGGUGUGGCCCUGCUCUGUCAGGGACAUAGCAACGGUGUGGAUUCAUGUGUGGGUCGGUGUGGUUAUGGAACUGACARUAAUUUCUCCUGCCAGUGCAACCCAGCAUGUGAGAAGUUCAAUGACUGCUGCUCMGACUACGCUGAAGUAUGCAAAGCCGAUGCCUUGUCUUGUAAAAACAGAUGUGGUGAGACUUACAACUCCCAGAACCAGUGCCACUGCAACUCCAAGUGCCCUCAGUACAACAACUGCUGCAGCGACUAUGCAGACCUCUGUGACGUUGACACCGGAGGUGGUACCGUCAUCACUGACGGUGAAAUCAAGACUCUCUCUGAGGCUCUUUACGCCCUGGACUCAAACAAAGCUUCAUCCUCACAGCUGAUCCUCGACCCUCAAGCUCUGGUGCCAGACUCCCAGACCGGCUCCCAGACUGACCUCUCCUCUGCGCCGCUGUUCCGGUACCUGGACGAGAGCGCGCUCUUUUCCAGGCCUACAUAUGCUGCUCUGAUGGCUGUGCUGGACAACUACAACAGGAUGACAGGCCAGGCAGAGGACUUCAGCUCUCAGCAGCUGGCUGAGCAGGAGAUGUUCCUCAAAGAAACAAUGUCCAACACUGCACUGGGCAGAGAGCUGUUUGCCUUCCUUUACUCCAAAGGUGUUUAUAAAUCAGAGGAAGAGUUUCUGUACGACCUGAAGAUGAUGUGGUUUGGUCUGUACUCCCGCAACAACAAGCAGCUGGACUCCAGUGGUUUUGAGCACAUCUUCGCAGGAGAGAUCAAAGGAGGGAAGGUGUCUGGUUUCCACAACUGGAUCCAGUUUUAUCUCCAGGAGAAAAAAGGAAAGUUGAACUAUUACAGUCACAGCUUCAACGGGCCUUGGACUACGUAUCCUGACGUGAUGGGGAUGCAGUUCAUGUGGGAUGGCUACUACAAGCAGGUCGGCUCUUCGGUCAUCGGCUGCAGCCCCGAGUUUGAUUUGGCCAUCUACAGCCUCUGCUACAUCGCUCGGCCUGGAAAACGUUGUUAUCUGAGUCUUGGAGGAACAGAGCUCAUCAUUCAGACUUACACCUGGGAUAACUCUUUCUACGGCGAUGGAAAGAAGUUCAUUGGUUCUGCCUACCCUGCGUCCAUGUAGUGAAACCCUGAACCAGUAAAACACUUUAGAUCAGGAACAAAAUAAGCCUAGACUCUUUGGUAAAUGAAGUGCAUCACUAGUGUAGGACCUUUUAAGUAGUUUUUAAAUACAAUUUUUUACCAAUCCAGAAUUAACCUUUUCUUCAGGUAAAAGACCACUGAUUUAAUUUUUUAUCAGUAAUCUACCAGUUUAUAUUGAAAAACAUUGCAUUUGCUGAAAAUGUUUUACAAAGUAGUAAUGGAAAAUAAUUGGCUUUUAAAAAUUUUAACAAAUCAGAUUUUUAUGUAAAACAGCACUCUGCUACAGUUAUUAAAGUGCCUCAAAGACGAUGAAUUAAAGAUUUUUAACUCAAA